Messenger RNA from Galeopterus variegatus (Sunda flying lemur), 2614 nucleotides. It is a transcript of the gene PNPLA3, whose product is annotated as patatin-like phospholipase domain containing 3. The coding region runs from base 1 to 1290 and encodes 429 amino acids. Gene Ontology annotation, molecular function: triacylglycerol lipase activity. Lineage: Eukaryota; Metazoa; Chordata; Mammalia; Dermoptera; Cynocephalidae. The transcript has 9 exons. Gene Ontology annotation, cellular component: cytoplasm; membrane; lipid droplet. The record is from RefSeq and is a predicted model, not a curated record. Gene Ontology annotation, biological process: lipid homeostasis; triglyceride catabolic process.
AUGCAGCAACAAAGACGGGACCAGACUCUGCAGAUCCUCUUGGACAUGAUCCAGAUGGUCAAGAGACGGAACCUUGGCGUCCUCCAUCCGUCCUUCAACCUGAGCAAGUGCAUCAAAGAUCGUCUCCACAAACACCUCCCAGCCAAUAUCCACCAAAUCGUCUCCGGCAAAAUGUGCGUGUCGCUCACCAGAGUGCCUGAUGGGGAAAAUGUGCUGGUGUCAGAUUUUCAGUCCAAAGAUGAAGUCGUGGAUGCCCUGCUGUGCUCCUGCUUCAUCCCUUUCUUCUGCGGCUUCUUCCCUCCUUCCUUCAGAGGUGUGCGAUACGUGGAUGGAGGACUGAGUGACAACAUGCCAUACAUUGAUUCCAAAACGACUAUCACCGUGUGCCCCUUCUAUGGCGAACAUGACAUCUGCCCUAAAGUCAAGUCCACGAACUUUCUUCACAUGAACUUUGGCCACCUCAGUCUACGCAUCUGCUCAGGGAACACCUUUCUUCUAUCCAGGACGUUCCUCCCCCCAGAUAUCAAGGUGCACGCAGAGAUCUCCUUUCGCGGAUAUUUAGACGCCUUAAGGUUCUUGGAAGAGAGGGGCAUCUGUAACAAGCUCCAGCCGUGCCUGAAUUUAUCCUCAGAAGAGGUGGAGUCGGAGUUUGCUGUGCCCAGCUGGGAAGAAAAGAGCCCAGAGUCUUCCCCAGGGCCGGUGGCCGCGGAGCUAGGGCCUGAGAAAGAGGAGCUGCUGGAGCACCUGCGCCUCAGCAUCCUGCCCUGGGAUGACAGCAUCCUGGAGACCCUCUCGCCCAAGCUUACCACAGUAAUGACUGGAGCAAUGAAACACAGAGAUGGAUAUGUGAGCAAGAUCUGUAGCUUCUUACCCAUCAGGAUACUGUCCUAUGUGAUGCUGCCCUGUACCCUGCCUGUGGAAUCUGCCAUUGCCUUUAUCCAGAGACUGGUGAUGUGGUUUCCAGACAUCCCUAAGGACAUCCAGUGGCUGCAGGGGGUGACCCCUCAGCUUUGUGCUCAAAUGAUGAUGUAUCUAUUCCCUGCUUCCAGACCCCGAGUGUCAGCGAGCUGCAGGCAGGCGUCCCCACCCAGACUGGAACAUAGCUGGACUCCCUACUCCCCCGGUGACCCAGAUACACACCCCGUGGACUGUCCAGUGGGGGCCAAAGCUCAGGCCACCCAGCAGUCCAUCUUCAAGUCCAGCCCGACCUACUUCUUGGGCAACAAAGUAUCUGCUGGGGCAGAGGCAUGCUCUGUAGACCCUACUUUUCCAAUAGAAAAGAGUCACUGAAUCAUUUGAGGAGGCAAGUCUGGGAAAUUCCCUUGAAGGGGCUGAGACUUUCAAAUCUUUGUGCAGCUACCUCUGCACUGCUGUGUAAUGACUCCAUGCCUGUGACAGGCAUGACCUCUGUGCUAAAUUUAUAGUUUACUGAAACCAAAGGCAAUGGAUUGGGUGUUAUGAAAAGCUAGCAAGCUACAUUUGGUUUGUGUGGAAGUCUAGCACUUAAGGAAAUCUAAUAUUUAAGCAUCAUUUAACUCGGUUGGGAAAUGGCCCCAGGAAGCAGCAUGGAGAGUCCGUCACUGGACUCACAGCCCUGUCAAAGAUUAGACGGUCCCAGUGCCAGGUUCCUGGAAAGGUCACCUUUUGGACAGGUGGGGGCUCGUGGCUGAGGGCUGGGCUGGCCUCAGUGUGGUGGUGGUGAAGGGGGCUGCAAUUAUUCCCCAAGAAGGGCACUGCCUGUCAGGUGGCAUUAAAAAUAACUUAUUUACAUUUUAGACCACCUUUUUGACCUAGCUAAAAUAUUUUAUAAAGAGUUUUAUAUAAAAAUAUAAGAGAAUUUUAUUAUCUAUUGAAUUAUGUAUUAUGUGAAUCAAUGAGAUGUUAAUAGAAUUAAGCCCUAAAGAAAAAAAAAAAAAUCUAGUGUGCAGGGCAGUCGCCCUGGCCCCUGGGCAGGAGCCGAACACAACGGAAGGUCCCGCCUACUUUCCUGCAGCCCUCAACUUGAACUUGGCUUGUGUUCCCUGUGUUUCUGGUCUGCGUUCUUUUUUCUGUUUGCAUCUUCCUGUUUUCUCCUCACCUUGCUUCUCUCUACUCCGCCAGCCUUGAUAGAGAAAGCACUUGAGGAGAGAACCUACCUUUUCCCAGGUGUGGUAAUCUGGUAGCAAGCUCAGCGUAAGAUGAGUGAAGGUGAAAUGCAUGUUUUUUUUCUUAUUUAUGCAUUUUAGUAUAAUAUAUACAACUGGAAAAAGAAACAACAAUAUGUUCCAACUCCUCAGUGUUGGCAAAGGCAGUUACCACUCUCACCUACAUUGUGCAAGUAUCCUGAAGUCAAAGAACUGGCAAGUUCAGGCUUUACUGAGAAGAUGUACCUUUUAAAAGAAAAUGUGGUUCCAGGGGCAAACUCUGUGUGAGCUGUUCUCUUGAGCUGCCAUGAGAUUGUGAACUCCACAAAAGCAGAGGCUACUUGUGAAAAUCCGGAGUCCUCGCCUAGUGCACAGAAGUCCCCUCUGGGGCAGGAGUUCUGGAUUCAGUCCUGGCUUUCCAGUUCUGGUAGUGCCCGCUUCCUAAGUGAGGUGAGGGCUGGUGAGUGGUGGGCUCCCCCACCCACCCAGGC